AUGGCGCCAGCUCCAUUCCUCCCCGGCCUGGGCCAUUCUCCCACCCCAGCUUCCGAUGCCUUGACUCGGCCCAUUACGGCAGAGCCCGAGCAGUCGACCUUGUACCAGCGCUAUGAGCUGUUGCAACGGAACGACAAGGAGAAGAACGACUUUAUAGGCGAACUGCUUACGCGAUACGAUUACCUCAGCCAGCAAUAUCAGAUUCUAGCCUCCCAGAUCAGUAACGAUGUCCAAGGUGAAGCUGCUUGGCAGAUUCAGAAGCCGAUGUAUGAACGCAAGGUCCAGCAUUAUCAACAGGCUCUGUCUGAAAAUCCCUUUGUCAUGGUCCUGAUUGACGGUGAUGGUAUGAUUUUUCAUGAAGAGUAUGUUCGCAGCGGAGAAGCGGGCGGUCGGCGUGCUGCAUCGCAACUUAACACCGCCGUGCAUAAGUGGAUCGAAAACGAGACCACAGACGUCCCUCUCGGGGCUCGUGUUAUUUGCCGGAUUUAUGCCAACGUACAUGGUCUUGCAGAGGUGCUGGUAAGAACUGGGGCGAUCGACCACGUUGAAGUAUUCGAAAAUUUCGUGCAAGGCUUUACCCGCGCGAAGACCACGUUUGACUUCAUUGAUGUCGGUCCAGGAAAAGAUCGUGCAGACGAGAAGAUCAUCGAAAACUUCAAGAUUUUCUCGCAGGACUAUCACUGCCGCCGACUCCUGUUCGGCUGCUCCCAUGACAAUGGUUACGCGCGAGUACUAGAGGAUUGCUCAGACAGGAUGGAGAUAGUAGGCAAGGUGGUUUUACUCGAAGGUGUGCCAUUUGAGAAAGAACUGCUACCACUUCCUUACAGCACCAAGAAGUUUCCCAACAUUUUUCGAGACUCGAAACUUGCAAUGGGGAGCAACAACACCAUUGUCAUUGGCAGUCAAUGCCAUUCUAUCGGUACGAGUUCGUCCGCUCAAAAAUUCUACGAUGUUUCGACUGGUCUUCCUGGUCGCUUCCCAGCGCCCCCGCCACAAGUAAUGGAUAGUCCCAUUCCAGCUAGGGCAACUGCUGUGGGCUUGCCGCGCACGCCUUCGUCAUCCACGAUUGCGUCUGAUGGAUUCACAGCCAUGAAGGCACCUACGACUACGAACAGCUGGGCCGCAAAAGCAGCCGCUCCAGCACCCCCAGUGACAGCUCUGUCGGCGUACGAGCCUGCUGACCGUAACGAGGUUAUUGCACGCAACCGAGCUGGACAGCGCAUUGAUCCUCCCUGCAAGGAUUACGACAAGACCGAAGUUGACCGAGUAAAGAAGCUGAAGUUGUGCAACGUUCAUUUUCUGAGACAGGAGUGCCCCUACGAUAUGCAAUGCACGCACAAUCACAACCACCAGCCGAAUUGCAGCGAGAUCGCUUAUCUCCGCCUCGUUGCACGCAUGUCGCCCUGUCAGAAUGGCAGUGGCUGUCAAGAUGUCAAGUGCAUUUUCGGCCACCGUUGUCCUGCUCCCUCAAGUAAGACAAAGGUCCCGAAGGGUGUGAAAUCCUGCAUUUUUGCGGAUGCAUGCAAGUUUCCGAUCGGACUGCAUGAUGUUGAUACCAACGUGGUCAAGACACUGGUGAUUCGUUAG
Messenger RNA from Ascochyta rabiei, 1587 nucleotides. RefSeq lists its product as uncharacterized. Lineage: Eukaryota; Fungi; Ascomycota; Dothideomycetes; Pleosporales; Didymellaceae. Bases 1 to 1587 code for a protein of 528 amino acids. The record is from RefSeq and is a predicted model, not a curated record. The transcript has 5 exons. Gene Ontology annotation, molecular function: metal ion binding.